AUAAUUCAGUGUGAAGAAUCGAAACACGUGAGACGCUACGCGUGAAGUGCUUAUUAAAACUAGCUUUUUUCUUGAUUCAUUAUUUGAUUUUAACGGUGAUAAUUUGAUUUGGUGCGUGAUGCCUUCCACGAAAAAAUUGCCUAAGUAUGCACUUUACGAUUUUGACGAUGGCACUGUGGCUACAGGUCUUAGUUGUUUAAUCGACAUAGCAUCUGCUGAAGUAUCAGAUCAGGAUUUUGAUUAUAACGAGUCUCAUACGGUGUUUUGGCCAAAUCGUCCAAUUAAAAGUAGUACUGAACAGGAUGUUAUCAAAUUGAAACAGUGUGCCAAAAUACUGUUGUUCAGUAAUGAUAUAUCAAUUGUGAAACAGUAUCGUGACCAAUUGUCAGAUGAAAUUGUUUCUGUUGAGUUGUUUCACUAAAUAAGAAUGAAGGUUUGGGAGAAAUCAACAGCAGUUGAAGAAUCCUGCGCAGGUGGAGCAAGCAGACAGUCAAGGCGUUUGAAAGAAAGAAAGCAAUAUGGAGCAUCCGAAGAAGAACAUGAUGACCAAUCAAAGAAAAACUCUUCAAAUUCUUCUCUAUUGACCACCCACCCACCACCCAAAAAAAGCAGAAAGGCUUGUGAGUCCUUCAAUAACGAAAAUACGUUGGCAAAAAUUGUUCAACAAAAGAGUCUAUUAUGUAACAACACUCAACGGGAUAAGCCUGGUAGCCCGCCACCCACUGUUACUGUUGCUGAGAUUCAUGCUGAGCCAAUUUCGUUAUCGGGAAAGUCAAGGAAAAGAAGCCAUUCGGUGUAUUCCGACAAGGAAGAACGCAAUGAUGAUGGUUCCACCUCUGAAAGCAAUUCAGGCUGCUUCACGUUACAAAAACUAACGCCAGCAAAGAAAAAACCCGUAUUUCCCGAAACAACUGAUGAGCUGGUAGAUGAGGAAGAAUGUGAAGAUGUCGUUCCUACUUCGACCCGUACUGAUAAUUUGCAAUCAGAGGUGGAGGUGCUAUCAUCUUUAAAGGCGAGUAUGCUGAUGGGCCAGGCCCCUGUUUCAACUGAAGACGUCCAGCACUUAAAAAGCAAGAUACGCGCCCUAGUAGAAGAAAAUGAUCGCUUGAAGAAAGAUCUUAAGUUUUUUCAAGAAUUCAGCAGCGUCAAAGCUUGGGUUGACCAAUUGAUCUUUAAACAGCAGUACAUCCAACAGUUGCAGAAGAAUGGGGAAUGUGCCUCAGCUGCCCCACUUGCUUCUGCUACUUCAAGUGUGAAGAUGAAUUUACCGAAACUUGCGUAUGAAGAGAUUCAGCCACAUUUUCAAGCAAAUUGGAGUUCCUCACCUCCACCACCUGUUUUGAAUGCACCAGAGACACCGAUGGAGGAGACUAGCAAACCACAAAAAUAUCCGUCGGAUUUGUAUAACAAUCCAUUUCCCAUUACGCAAGACAUUCUCGACCAGAUUCCGCCUGGCUCAAAGAAAUCUGAAACUCGCUUUGUUCUGAAACUCUUCUUCGCCUCACGUACACUGAUAAUUACCUGGGUACGCAUACGAUGUCAGCAAAUUUGACAGGAAAGAAGUAUAUGAACGAGAAUAAAUUGCUCAGCAUAAUUAAAGCGACAUUGGAUUUUUUCCAAUUCAAGGAUCACGAGAAGGUGAAAAAAGAAGGAGAAGUCCGAAAGGGUAUUUCCACUUUUCUAAACAAUACCAAACAGAAGUUGUAGAAGCUCCAAAUAACAGCAGCAAGUAAUAAAGUAACGGUCUCGUCAGCACAAUAAUUGUCAUUAUUGAACGAUGAAAUACAAUUACUUGAUUAAUUCAAAUUCCUCUAAAUUAAAUUUUUAUUUAAUGUGUGAUAAAAUACGUGAUUCUAAUAACAGGUAUCAUGCAAUAAUAAAUAAAUAUUAUUUUGAAGUAAAAACAAGCGUAGUGUCCAAUACUUCAGUAUGCAAUAAAUCGUGUGAUUUUCAAUUAAUUUCAGUUAGUGUCGUAUACAAUAAAUCAUACCAGAAACAUAAAA
Molecule: messenger RNA, 2003 nt
Organism: Daphnia magna
Lineage: Eukaryota; Metazoa; Arthropoda; Branchiopoda; Diplostraca; Daphniidae
Exons: 6
Coding region: 428-1552 (374 amino acids)
Source: RefSeq, a predicted model, not a curated record